CAUAUAAAGUCCCGUACGGCGGCCGGCGGGGCUCAGUCCCUCCGAGCGACCCGGCGUUGAUUUGCACAUCCUAACGAUGGCUGGCCGGGGCAAGCUCAUUGCCGUCUUGGGCGACGAGGACACGGUGACUGGGUUCCUGCUGGGCGGGGUCGGGGAGCUCGACAAGCACCGGCGGCCGAACUUCCUGGUGGUGGAGAAGGAGACGGCCCUGACCGAGAUCGAGGAGACCUUUCGGAGCUUCUUGUGCCGUGAUGACAUCGGCAUUGUUCUCAUUAACCAGUUCAUCGCAGAGAUGAUCCGGCACGCCAUCGAUGCACACACCAAAUCCAUCCCGGCUGUGCUGGAGAUCCCCUCUAAAGAGCACCCCUACGACGCCUCCAAGGACUCCAUCCUGCGUCGGGCAAAGGGCAUGUUCACUGCUGAGGACUUGCGAUAAAGGAGUCUUCCCUGGCCAACUGCUUCAAACUCCACGCUGUUCCAUAAAGAUCUUGCCUCCCCUCCCAUUCUCACCUUGCUUUUCUGUAUUUGCUGCCUACCCCUUGGAGUCCCUGGCUGGUGUGUCUGUGUGUGUGGGGGGGGUGUUGGCAGGAUGCUCUACUGCACCCCCAUACACCUGUACCCAUCGUACAAUAAAUGUCAAGUAUAAAAUUCUCAGCAGGGAAAGGCCCUGGAUCUUUUGUCCCCUGUCAACCCCACAUUCCUGAGGACCAAAGUCCUGCUCCGUUUUGUGGUUGAUGUGGAACUCUAGUGUUCAGUUCCCUUUAUCUGUGUCGUGAAGUCUUUGUGGAUGGUAAACUAAGCUAAAAGAUGUAUCCUGGGAUUCUGCUCUUGGUGAUGAGAGAGGUUUAUGUUUUGGGAUCUCCAUCCAGACCCCCUCCAGCGAAAGAGUUACCUGUGUAUCAUGUCUAUUGCCUUUCACCAUAGGAAUAUGACGAUAUAUACCGCUUUUCAACAAAAGCUCCCAAAGCCAUUUACAUAGUUAUAUAAAUGAAAUGGCUCCCUGUCCCCAAAGGGCUCGCAGUCUAAAAAAUGAAGAUAAGAUAGACGCCAGCAACAGCCACUGGAGAGAGGGCCAGUUGCUCUCCCCCUGCUAGACAAGGAGAGCCGCCAUCUAUAAAAGGUGCCUCUGCUCAGCAGGGAAACAUUUUAUGUGAAAAUUCUCCAUCCUUUAGGAAGUGGACUCUGCUGUCUGGUGCUUGAAUGAUGGGGGCGGGAUACCUGCUGCAGAAAAGUACUCCCACCCAUCGUUGGUCAUGAUCUGUGUUUAAGAAUCAUGUGCUGAGCGUACAGAGAGCAGGUAUGUACUCCUAGAGUAGCCAGGCUCACUGCUGUCUUCUGACCUGCUUCUGAACUGUCAGUUACAAGAAACAUAAGGAGGCUCCUCCAAUAAAGCCAAAUUUGUUCUGUCA
Molecule: messenger RNA, 1409 nt
Organism: Hemicordylus capensis (graceful crag lizard)
Lineage: Eukaryota; Metazoa; Chordata; Lepidosauria; Squamata; Cordylidae
Gene: ATP6V1F
Product: ATPase H+ transporting V1 subunit F
Exons: 2
Coding region: 77-436 (119 amino acids)
Biological process (GO): proton transmembrane transport
Cellular component (GO): proton-transporting V-type ATPase, V1 domain; membrane
Molecular function (GO): proton-transporting ATPase activity, rotational mechanism
Source: RefSeq, a predicted model, not a curated record